UCAUCGUCCCCGAACUGUUCGGCGCCGGUUCAAUUCCCCAGCAUGGCUGCUCCAAGAAUCUCCAGACCCGUCCCUCUCCUCCUCGCCAUCUCGCUCACACUCUCCGGAGUGGCUGGGAACGAGAUUCUGGGCUUGAAGAUCCCCCUGGAACCCAUCCUGACGGCCAACGCGGUGUGCCUGACCCUGCCGGGUCUCAGCAAGCGCCAGCUGGGCCUGUGUGUCCGCAGCCCCGAUGUGACCGCCGCCGCUGUGCAGGGAAUCCAAGUCGCCAUUCACGAGUGUCAGCAUCAACUCUGGGACCAGAGGUGGAACUGUUCGACUCUGGAGAACGGGGGCAAGGUCCUACAGGACACGGUCAUCCUGAGCAGAGGUUUUCGGGAAAGCGCCUUCAUGUUUUCGCUGCUGGCCGCGGGGGUUACUCACUCGGUGGCGACAGCCUGUAGCUUGGGGAAGCUCCGGGGCUGCGGUUGCGAUCUGAAGCGGCGGGAAGACGACCAGAACCUGCGCUUCAAGCUCCACCAGCUCCGGGUGCAGGCGCUGACUCAGGGCAUCCCAGUUUCCAUCCCUGAGCCCGAACAGCGUUACCCCGGCCUCCAGGACUCCUGGGAGCGGGGAGACUGUAACCACGACAUCGAAUUCGGGGAGAAGUUCUCCAGGGUCUUUCUGGACUCCCGGGAAACCUCGAGAGACAUCCACGGGAGAAUGAGACUGCACAACAACAAGCUGGGAAGACAGGUAAACACAUCUGUGUGUAUGGACCAUUCUGAGUCCGGUGCCCGUCAUUUUGUCCAGAGCCUGACCUGUGUUUGUGAAAUUGAUCCUUAG
Messenger RNA from Rhincodon typus (whale shark), 825 nucleotides. RefSeq names its product protein Wnt-10b-like. Gene Ontology annotation, biological process: cell fate commitment; canonical Wnt signaling pathway; multicellular organism development. The transcript is spliced from 3 exons. The coding region runs from base 43 to 825 and encodes 260 amino acids. Lineage: Eukaryota; Metazoa; Chordata; Chondrichthyes; Orectolobiformes; Rhincodontidae. Gene Ontology annotation, cellular component: extracellular region. Gene Ontology annotation, molecular function: frizzled binding; cytokine activity. The record is from RefSeq and is a predicted model, not a curated record.